AUGGGACGUUUCAAGACAUGGAGGCCAAACUCAAAUUGCUGCAAAUGGCAACUUGUGAGAUGUAACGCUCGUUCGCCUUCCAGAGAAGUCACAUACCUAAAUCUGAGCUCUAUUUCCAAAUAUGAUGGCUCAGUCUCAGUGAGUUUUAGAAUUCUAAAACCGAUUCUGCGUAUAAUUUCUCUUGUCACGCUUGAUAUCUCGUAUAAUUUCAUAGAAGGAGAGAUUCCUGGGGAUGCAUUUGUGAACUUGACCAGGUUGAUCUCUCUUGACAUGAGUUAUAAUCUCUUUAACAGCACUAUCCCUCCUAAAUUGUUCUCUUUGAAGACUCUUCGGUAUCUUAACUUAAGGUGGAGUGGUUUUGAAGGAGAGAUUCCUGGAGAUACGUUUGUGAACUUAACCAGCUUGAUCUCUCUUGACAUGAGUUCUAAUCUCUUUAACGGCUCUAUCCCUCCUAAAUUGUUCUCUUUGAAGAAUCUUCAGUAUCUCAACUUAAGCUGGAGUGGUUUUGAAGGAGAGAUUCCUGGAGAUACGUUUGUGAACUUAACCAGCUUGAUCUCUCUUGACAUGAGUUCUAAUCUCUUUAACGGCUCUAUCCCUCCUAAAUUGUUCUCUUUGAAGACUCUUCAGUAUCUUAACUUAGGGUGGAGUGGUUUUGAAGGACAGAUUCCUGGAGAUACGUUUGUGAACUUAACCAGCUUGAUCUCUCUUGACAUGAGUUCUAAUUUCUUUAACGGCUCUAUCUCUCCUAAAUUGUUCUCUUUGAAGAAUCUUCAGUAUCUUAACUUAAGCUUAAGUGGUUUAGAAGGAGAGAUUCCUGGAGAUGCGUUUGUGAACUUGACCAGCUUGAUCUCUCUCGACAUGAGUUACAAUGGUUUCCAAGGCUCUAUCCCUCCCAAAUUGUUGUUCUAUUUAAAGAAUCUUCAGUAUCUUAACUUAAGAUGGAGUGGUUUUGAAGGAGAGAUUCCUGGAGAUACAUUUGUGAACUUGCCAAGGUUGAUCUCUCUUGACAUGAGUUCUAAUUUCUUUAACGGCUCUAUCUCUCCUAAAUUGUUCUCUUUGAAGAAUCUUCAGUAUCUUUCAAUAUCUUACCUUAAGCUCGAUUGGUUUCGAAGGAGAGGUUCCUGGAGAUGCGUUUGUGAACUUGCCACGGUUGAUUUCUCUUGA
Camelina sativa (false flax) is the source of this 1164-nucleotide messenger RNA. Lineage: Eukaryota; Viridiplantae; Streptophyta; Magnoliopsida; Brassicales; Brassicaceae. The record is from RefSeq and is a predicted model, not a curated record.